Molecule: messenger RNA, 2955 nt
Organism: Phalaenopsis equestris
Lineage: Eukaryota; Viridiplantae; Streptophyta; Magnoliopsida; Asparagales; Orchidaceae
Product: alpha-amylase 3, chloroplastic
Exons: 13
Coding region: 63-2732 (889 amino acids)
Biological process (GO): carbohydrate metabolic process
Molecular function (GO): alpha-amylase activity; calcium ion binding
Source: RefSeq, a predicted model, not a curated record
CUUCCGCCCAGGUCCCACCUCUGCACUUUUUUCUCUCGCCGGACCUUGCCUCUCCGCAGCCAAUGUCGUUAACCUGGUGGGAACCGCUCCUCCACUGGCCCCGGACGGAAAGCCGUGUGCUUUUCUCCGGAGGUCAUAGCAAAACGAAGCUCAUCCUUCGUCUGCCGAGGGCACCUAGUGUUCUUCCUCUCCUCAGGGCGGGAAUUUCCGAGACCCCAUCGGUUGUUUCCGAUACUGACGUUGUAUUCUCGCAGACGUUUCCAUUGAAGCGGACCAAUACGGUUGAAGGGAAGGUGUCUGUGAAGGUAGGACGUGUGGAUAAGGAGGGGUCCAGAACGCAAGUCGUUGUUUGUUGUAAUCUGCAAGGGAAAUGGAUCAUGCAUUGGGGAGUUACUUACUGUGAUGAUGAGAGCAGUGAAUGGGAUCAACCUCCUUCUGAAAUGAGACCUCCUGGUUCUAUUACAAUUAAGGGUUAUGCAGUAGAAACACCCAUGAAGAGAUAUUUAGUGGAAGGACAGGUUCUACAUGAAGUUCAAAUCGAGUUUGACAGUUCCAAAUCAAUCGCUGCAAUAAAUUUUGUUUUGAGGGAGGAAGAGAAAGGAGCAUGGAUUCAGCAUAAGGGCAGAGACUUCAGAAUCCAACUGAGGAAUCAUGUUCAACAAGGUAUCUGCAAUGAAGCUAGAAAGCAAAGCUUUUAUAUAUGGCCAGGUCUUUUUGAUCAGGUAUCUAACUUUCUCCUGAAACCUGAUAAUUCUCAUUCUAAAGACCAAGAGUGUAAUCCUGUUCUUCUAGAUCAUUCGCUGAACCACAGACAUAUUUCAGAUUUUUAUGAAGAAUACUCUGUCAUUAAGGAAGAGUUUGUCCUGAAUUCUGUAACAAUUACUGUCAGGAAAAGCUGUGAGGCAGAUAAACACCUUGUUUAUUUUGAUGCUGAUUUACCAGAUGUUAUUAUACACUGGGGGGUCUGCAGAAAUGACAUAAAGAAUUGGGAGUUACCCCCAGCCCCAUUUCCACCAUCAUCUAACAUAUUUCGCCAAAAUGCUCUGCAGACUUUAUUACAGCCAAAAGCGAAUGGCUCAGGCAGUUGUGGUUUUUUUUAUUUAGACAAGGACAUUACAGGUGUUCUUUUCGUGCUCAAGCUUAAUAAAGACACAUGGCUGAAUGAUCAAGGAGCUGAUUUCUAUAUCCCUCUUGCAAGUUUUAAAAAGAAGGAUUCAACAGCAGCUGAAGAACAAGGUUGGUCCAGAGAACAUGAAUUUAGGGAUGGCAAUCAACAAACUGUUGAGACUCACCAAGGAAGCUACCAAGUUGCAUACACUGAUGACAUCAUUCUAGGUAUAAGAAGUCUGUUAACUAAUAUAGCUUCUGAGAGGGGUAAAAAGGAAAAGAGUAAAGAAGCACAAGAGAACAUCCUUCGAGAAAUUGAGAAGUUGGCUGCAGAAGCUUAUAACAUCUUCAGAAGCUCUACCCCAGCGUUCGUUGAUGAAUCUGCCCAGGAAACUGAACAAUUGAAGCCUUCCGAAAAGGUCUGUUCAGGAACUGGCUCUGGCCAUGAAAUCCUUUGUCAAGGAUUCAAUUGGGAAUCUCACAAAUCAGGAAGAUGGUAUGUUGAACUGAAGCCAAAGGCUGAUGAAUUAGCUUCGCUUGGAUUUACUACUGUAUGGUUGCCUCCACCAACAGAAUCUGUUUCUCCUGAAGGUUACAUGCCAAAGGAUUUAUACAACUUAAAUUCCAGAUAUGGGGGCAUUGAAGAGUUGAAAGACCUUGUCAAAAAAUUUCAUGAAGUUGGAAUUAAAGUCCUUGGUGAUGUUGUCCUAAAUCAUCGUUGUGCUCACUAUCCAAAUGCAAAUGGUAUAUGGAAUAUCUUUGGCGGUCGUUUGACCUGGGAUGAUCGGGCUAUUGUUGCUGAUGAUCCACAUUUCCAGGGAAGAGGAAACAAGAGCAGUGGAGACAACUUUCAUGCCGCACCCAACAUUGACCACUCCCAAGAAUUUGUUAGGAAAGAUCUUAAAGAUUGGCUUUGCUGGUUAAGAAAAGAAGUUGGCUAUGAUGGAUGGAGAUUAGACUUUGUUCGAGGAUUUUGGGGUGGUUAUGUCAAAGAUUAUAUUGUAGCAAGUGAACCAUAUUUUUGUGUAGGCGAGUACUGGGAUUCUCUCAGCUAUGAAUAUGGUGUAAUGGAAUAUAAUCAAGAUGCACACAGGCAGAGGAUUAUCGAUUGGAUAAAUGAUACAAAUGGAACAUCUGGCGCCUUCGAUGUCACUACGAAAGGAAUCCUUCACACGGCUUUGGAAAAAUGUGAAUAUUGGCGCUUGUCUGAUGUGAAAGGAAAGCCACCUGGGGUACUUGGGUGGUGGCCAUCUCGUGCAGUAACAUUUAUAGAGAAUCAUGAUACUGGUUCUACUCAGGGUCAUUGGAGAUUCCCAUCAGGCAAGGAAAUGCAAGGAUAUGCCUACAUCUUGACACAUCCUGGCACACCAGCUGUCUUCUAUGACCAUUUAUUCUCACAUUAUCGACAUGAAAUCUCUAAACUAAUCUCUCUCAGACGAAGAUGCAAGAUCCACUGCAGGAGUACGGUGAAGAUUAUGAAGGUCGAGAGGGAUGUUUAUGCUGCUGAAAUCGAUGAGAAAGUUGCAAUCAAAAUUGGACCAGGAGAUUAUGAACCAUCCAGUGGUUCCAAGAAGUGGGUCUUGGCUGCCGAGGGAAAUGAGUACAAAGUUUGGGAAGCACCAUAGCUGUAUAGAUAUUUCUAGGUUUGUUGAAUCACUAAUAGUAUUUUGUUGUGUUCAAUGUACAUGCUGCAAAGAAAAUCAUUGUAUUUGCUACACUGAUAGUGUGAUUUUCGAAGAGAGCUUGAGCAUUACCUGUAUUGUAGCAUUGAAGAGAUUUUAAUGUAUUCUACUCCACAAAUAUAUAAUCAAUAGUUAAUUACAAGUGUAAAUCAUUGUAUUUACUUAA